This is a messenger RNA of Quercus lobata, 2834 nucleotides long. RefSeq names its product scarecrow-like protein 33. The coding region runs from base 370 to 2709 and encodes 779 amino acids. The record is from RefSeq and is a predicted model, not a curated record. The transcript has a single exon. Lineage: Eukaryota; Viridiplantae; Streptophyta; Magnoliopsida; Fagales; Fagaceae.
GAGAACCCAAAUGUGGAGGGUUCGAAUUUCCUCAGACAAGGCUGAGCUGAGUAGAGAGCCCCUUCGAUUUUGAGUUACGUACACGCUGCCUUCUUCCGUGUCUCACUGUAGCAUCUUUCUCUUCCGCUUCUGAGUACUCUACUACUCUUCUCUGCACCACUUUUUCACGUAAAUCAUGAUUAUCCAAGGUUCUUCGACUAUAACUCUUUUUUCUUUUUCUUUUUUUGCUUUUUGUGUACAUCAAUGUUUGCCUUUUUUUUUUAGAUCGUAGUCUUUGAUCUCAAUCAUACUAGAUUCUAGUUUCCCAAAUCAGUUUGAGACAUAUAAUCAGCUAUAGUUACGUUUUCUUGACUUUGUUUGACCCAAUAAAUGAUCAUGGAUUCAAGCUCUAAUUUCCUAGACGGUUUCACUGCCAUGUCACCAAAUUCUAAGGAUAAUUUCUCAAAUCUUAUAAAUGAGUACACAUUCAAUCAACUCUCUGCUCCUACUACAGACCUUAACUUCCUCGGAAGUCCAAAUCUUUCUUCUGAUUCUGAUCUGGGUCCUACUGGUUUUGAGCCCUCAAUCACCACAACCGUUGGUCUAGAGGGUCAACCAUAUGAUGCACCACAUGUUGUUUUUCCGCCUAUGUUGCAGGCAGAUUCCACGUCGUCCCCGUACGACAGUGAUUUCUCUGAAACAGUUCUCAAGUACAUAAAUCAGAUUCUUAUGGAAGAGAACAUUGAAAACAAGCCCUGCAUGUUUUAUGACCCUUUGGGUCUAGAAGACACCGAGAAAUCUUUCUAUGAUGCUCUUGGUCAAAAUUACCCCCCUUUACCAAAUCAAAAUAGCGUUGAGAGUCCUGUGUUUUCUUCAAGUAGUUAUGAUUACCGUACAACUAGUACUAGUAGUUCUAGCACUGUCAAUGAUUCUCAAGGGCUAAGUGAUCAUGGAGAGCAUAACUACCAGCCUUCUUCUUCACCGCCUCCUAUUCUGGGUGAUUACAAUGCUGUCCAGUCUAAUUUCAAGCCCACUGAUCAUAAAUCACAGUUUUUUGGGAAUUUGCCAAAUGGUAGUGUGAAUUAUUUGGGUGAUGGGAUGGAGUUCAUAGCUCAGAAUAUUUUUACAGAUAGUGAAUCGAUAUUGCAAUUUAGGAGGGGGUUAGAGGAAGCCAGUAAGUUCCUUCCUAAGAGUAAUAAUCUGGUUAUUGAUUUGGAGAGCAACGUGGUUUCUUCUUCUAAGAGGAAGGGAGAGGAUCUAAAGGUGGAAUCUUUGGUGGUGAAGAGUGAGAAAGAGAGUUAUUCGCCGGAUGGCUCAAGAGGGAGGAAGAAUCAUGCAAGGGAAGAGAUAGAAUUAGAAGAAGGUAGGAGCAAUAAGCAGACUGCUGUUUAUGUAGAGGAGUCUGAGGGGACUGAGUUAUCAGAAAUGUUUGAUAAGGUUUUGCUUUGUACCGAUGCGCCAGCUGCAAUGUACGGUGAUAAUUGUGAACAUUUACAGAAUGAUGCAAGCAAGGCCUCCUUGGAGACACAAGGUGGUAAUGGUGGGAAAGGUAGUCGUAAUAAGAAGCAGGUAAGGAAGAAGGAGACAGUUGAUUUGAGGAAUCUUUUGAUUCUUUGUGCACAAGCUGUCUCAGCAGGUGAUGGUAGAACUGCAAAUGAGUUAUUGAAGCAGGUUAGGGACCACUCAACCCCUUUUGGUGAUGGGUCUCAGAGAUUGGCUCAUUUCUUUGCUAAUGGUCUUGAGGCACGCUUGGCUGGAACUAAGGUAGGAACUCAAAUUUUUUACACUUCAUUGUUUUCCAAGAAGAUGUCAGCUGCUGAAUUGUUGAAAGCUUACCGAGUUCAUCUUUCAGCCUGCCCUUUCAAGAGGAUCACACUUUUCUUUGGUAUGAAAUGUAUUUUGCGUGCAGCAGAGAAAGCAACUACUCUUCAUGUUGUAGAUUUUGGUAUCCAUUAUGGUUUCCAGUGGCCAAUUCUGAUCCAGUUUCUCUCCAAAAGACCUGAAGGACCUCCCAAACUACGCAUUACAGGGGUUGAUCUUCCUCAACCUGGAUUCCGUCCAACAGAGAGCAUUGAGGAGACUGGUCGUCGCUUGGAAAAGUACUGCAAGCGGUUUAAUGUUCCUUUUGAAUACAAUGCUAUAGCAUCACAGAACUGGGAAACUAUUCGAAUUGAGGAGCUUAAGAUUGAAAGGAAUGAGGUGCUUGCUGUGACUUGUGCAUUCCGGACAAAGAACCUACUUGAUGAAACAAUUGAAGGGAUUAGUCCAAGGGAUGCAUUUUUAAACUUGAUAAGGCGGAUGAAACCUGAUAUUUUUGUUAAUUCUAUUGUUAAUGGGUCCUUCAAUGCCCCCUUCUUUCACACGAGGUUCCGAGAAGCACUCUUCCAUUACUCUGCAUUGUAUGACAUGUUUGAUGUUACUAUAUCCCGUAAUAAUCCAGAGAGGUUGAUGCUUGAGAGAGAGUUCUAUGGGAGGGAGAUUAUGAAUGUUAUAGCAUGUGAAGGGUUAGAGAGAGUUGAGAGGCCUGAAACAUACAAGCAGUGUCAAGUCAGGAUUUCGAGGGCUGGGUUCAAGUCACUUCCGUUGGACCAAGAGCAAAUGAAUAUGUUCAGGGCUAGGAUGAAGGCAUGGUAUCACAAGGAUUUUAUUCUUAAUGAAGACAACCACUGGCUUCUUCAGGGAUGGAAGGGCCGGAUUGUCUAUGCUUCCUCUUCUUGGGUGCCGGUUUAGGAAUCAUGUACCAUAUAUUUUUGUAAAAACGCUUUAUUUUGGGGUUGUAGAAUCUAGAAAGUGACAAUGUGUGUACUUCAGAUAGAUGAUAUUAGAAUGCCAUCAAUCACUGUCGAUUAACCUGA